AUGAUCUGCCAACGUUGCCGAACUCACCUUCUCUCGCGAAUCCAAUUCCAACAGCACGUUGUUCGCUCGCCUUCAACAUGCGGUCCCUCGCUACUAGCUAAGAGCCAAACUCGCUUUUCAAGCACUGACACACCCAAAACUCCCGCCACGCCUCCUCCGCCAACGCCCACCAAACCGGGUAUCGGCGCCGUGAAUGUUUCUGCUGCGGUCUCGUCUGCGACACCGGGCGUCUCCCAGCCUCUAAGCACACCUACAGAUGGAGUGCCACAGCCUCCUGCAUGGGUCAACCCUGGUAAAGGCCCUGCAGCAGCAGCCGCUGCUGCCUCAUCGCGUGAACCAAGCAGCUGUGCUGCCGGUACCGUUAUGUCGGGACUCAAUUAUAUCAAGAACAAGCCGGAUAUCGUUGCGCUGGAAGACCAUGAGUAUCCAGAAUGGUUGUGGAAGUUGCUUGACAAUAAAAGCAACAAUAACAAGAAAGAUGGUGGUGUUGAUGUUAGCUCAUUGAACAAAAAACUACGGAAAAAGCACGACAAGAAGAUGGCGGCAUUGGCCGCUUCUCGUCCUCGCAAGAUACCCGUUCACGAACAAGCUGUCGAUAUCACGCCGGCCAAUUACAACUCCUCGCAAGAUGGCCCAAGAGAUGUUGUCGCCGAGGCUGCGGAUAGCCUCGCGAAGAGGGAGACAAUCACAAAAAGUGCUAGGGAAGCGAGGAGGAAGGGCAUUCGCGAGUCCAACUUUUUGCGUGGUUUGUAG
Talaromyces rugulosus is the source of this 753-nucleotide messenger RNA. RefSeq lists its product as uncharacterized. NCBI's taxonomy places the organism in Eukaryota, Fungi, Ascomycota, Eurotiomycetes, Eurotiales, Trichocomaceae. The coding region runs from base 1 to 753 and encodes 250 amino acids. Gene Ontology annotation, cellular component: mitochondrial large ribosomal subunit. The record is from RefSeq and is a predicted model, not a curated record. Gene Ontology annotation, molecular function: structural constituent of ribosome. The transcript is spliced from 2 exons.